Molecule: messenger RNA, 1551 nt
Organism: Mytilinidion resinicola
Lineage: Eukaryota; Fungi; Ascomycota; Dothideomycetes; Mytilinidiales; Mytilinidiaceae
Exons: 3
Coding region: 1-1551 (516 amino acids)
Source: RefSeq, a predicted model, not a curated record
AUGGCUAGUGAUCAGCGUAUGCCAAACCAAGGGAAGAAAGCGCAACGUAGAAGUCUACGAAUCGCAAAGACUAAAUCUCAGAAGGGCACUGAACAGCAAGCUCGAUAUUCAACGAAGCAAGAGAAUCAAGCCGUCACGACGAGAAAGCAAACUCUAGAUCCCAAGAACCAUUUAUCAACCGAACGGCCAAUGAAGCGCCUGCAAAUUAGAAAUCUUCCUCAGACGACGUCUGACUCCCUUCCGCAGGCGGAGAAACAAAAGCGACCUCGAGGAGACGAAGUGUCACCCUCCUGCGCUCCGCCCGAGCCGCUUUCAAAACGAAUACGAACAUCUACAGCUUUAGUCGACAAGCUAUCCAGGUGGAAGACAAUUAGCGAGGCUCGGAUUGACUACUGGAGGGAGUACAGAACUUGGCCGACAGAAGAACAAGAGAAGACAAUAGAUCGUUUUCGAGAUCUAGUCGGUCAUGCGCUCGCCAAAAAAAGUUCGGGUUCGCUUGGCCGCAAACGUUCAAACGCCAGCUUGAAUACGGAAACAGCCCCAACACAAACCUCAAGCAACCUACCGCGGGAGCAGAAGAGUGUCCCAUAUAGACAUCCGCUGUUCGAAGAUCAACUUAAGAAUUAUAGCAGCUUUAUGGAUGACUACAAGGACGGCGUUACCGUUCAAAGCUCAAAGCUUUGCCAAACGCUCCUGGAAGCGCCACAACCACCACCUGCACAUACUUUUUUUUCUGAUACUGAUCUGUUUAAGAAGACCUGCAAAAGAAUUAGGGGCGAGAACGAGACCAAAGUAAUCCGCUAUAUUUCACCGCUUAUUGUUCCUUCAGCUGAGAUACUGGCCGAUAUGGGAGCCGAACACCUCGAAAUGCUCAGAGAGACUACUAACGCUUGCUGGACCAAUGCCAUCCCUUUCAUUAAACCUCCUCCUGGUUCUCAUCCUGGUCCUCGCCCGCAGCCAGACUUUGGCGUUGGAUUCAAGAAAGAUGCAUUCAAUCGAGAACAACUUCAAAAGCUGCAGCCUUUUAUCGGCAAUCCGCUUACAGAUUCCUCCUUGGUUGCAGCUACGUACAAUAUGUAUCUUCCGUUUCUUACCAGCGAAGUAAAAUGCGGAGCAUCCGCACUUGACAUCGCUGAUCGACAGAAUGCCCAUAGCCAAAGUGUGGCGUUACUUGGUUUGACAACACUUUUCCGCCUUGUAGGCCGAGAGAACGAACUACAUCGGGAAAUCAAUGGCUUUUCAAUCUCUCAUAGCGAUGAGUACGUAAGGAUUUGGGGCCAUUAUGCUGUUAUCAACGGAAGAGAUAUUACUUUCUACCGACAUCCAAUUACCAAGUUUGAUAUCUCACCGACUGCGGAGGGCGAUCAAAGAUGGAAAGCAUACACUUUUGUCCGGAACAUCUACGAUUUAUGGCUUCCUGAACACUUCAAAAAAAUCUGCUCCGCCAUCGACAUGUUACCGGCGAAGUUCCCGAUCUGUGUGAACCCCCAGAUCAGGAGCUGGCUUCACCACGCUCAGGACUGUCCCAGCAACUUGAUGAUUACAGUUUAA